Messenger RNA from Antechinus flavipes (yellow-footed antechinus), 2860 nucleotides. RefSeq names its product rhomboid like 1 (gene RHBDL1). Gene Ontology annotation, molecular function: serine-type endopeptidase activity. The coding region runs from base 890 to 2146 and encodes 418 amino acids. The record is from RefSeq and is a predicted model, not a curated record. Gene Ontology annotation, cellular component: membrane. The transcript is spliced from 6 exons. NCBI's taxonomy places the organism in Eukaryota, Metazoa, Chordata, Mammalia, Dasyuromorphia, Dasyuridae.
GAUGCUCUCCAGACCUCAGACCGGGGCCGGGUUCCAGGACUAAUAGCCUGUCAGAGUCAUUGAUGGUGUGGUUGGGGAGCCAAGAGCAAAGGGCCCUCCUCUUCCCUCCCUGCUCUCUGCCUCCACCUUGCAGUCACCUGUCUGGCUGUUCUGCCUUCCUAAAUCAGAAGGAUUGUCUGGCCUUAGGAUGGAGGACACGAGUGGCUCUAUCUCAGUGUGAAUCUAAGAAAGAUUUAUAGGUGUAAGAAAGUUGUGUCCAGCUAUUCUGUGACCUACAACAACAUAAUGAUACAGGUUAGAUCUCAGCAAGAUUUCCUGACGACAGUGAAUUGUUGGGUGAUUGGUACAACUGUCUAAGAAAUGUAUAAGCAGUCUUCUGACUCGAGAAUAAAUGAUUCAUAAAUGGGAUGAUUCUCACCUGUCUGUAGAAUUAUGUUUGGUCUGUCUGCCUAAAAAGAAAAUAUGGGACAGCAGGCCCCUUUCAACUAAUAGAUUUUAUUCAGUUUUGUCUUCGUGAUUCUUAAUAACUCCCUGUUCAAGGGGUCCCUGGACUUAGGGCUUCCUUCUCCCAGCCCAGACCAGUAGGGACAAUAAGCAAAGAAGGAUAGGACAGGGUUGUGACACUUGUGUGGAAAGAGGAAGUAUCUGGGAACACCAGAAUGGAGGUCUUUGAAUUAAGUAGGUGGAAACACAGGUGGAAGUGACCUGAGAAUUGAGAUGAAGGCAAGAAGGGGAGCUAGGGACCCUAGGGGACAGAAGGCCCCUGAGCCUUGAGGUAGAAGAGCAGUUCUCACCAUUUCUGGGUCACUAAAGGCAGAAAAAUAAGUUGCCCUGAGACAGAUAUUUUCUCUAUUCUACCCCAGCUCAACCUUUUCAUUUACAUGUGUGGAUGUUGGGUAGGAUAGGGUAUGUCUGGAAAAUGCUGGUCUUGACCUUGUUUUGGGCCUCAUCCUUUCCUGCUCUCUGCCCCCUUUCCUAUCUUCAGCAGCUGGACCCUGACAAUACUGGCUUCAUCGGCGUCGAGACCUUCACUGGCCUGGUGCACAGCCAUGAGCUGCCACUGGACCCUGCCAAACUGGACAUGCUGGUGGCAUUGGCCCAGAGCAACGACCAAGGACAGAUCUGCUACCAGGAGUUGGUAGAUCUGAUCAGCAGCAAAAGAUCCAGUAGCUUCAAGCGGGCCAUCACCAAUGGGCAGCGUGCCCUUCCUCGGGAUGGGCUACUGGAUGAGCCAGGCCUUGGUUUCUAUAAACGCUUUGUGCGCUAUGUGGCCUAUGAGAUCCUACCGUGUGAGAUGGACCGCCGAUGGUACUUCUACCAGCACCGAACCUGCCCACCCCCAGUCUUCAUGGCUACUGUCACACUCACACAGAUCAUCGUGUUCUUGUGUUAUGGGGCUCGACUGAACAAGUGGGUGCUGCAGACUUAUCACCCCGAGUACAUGAAGAGUCCUUUGGUGUACCACCCUGGCCACCGUGCCCGCGCUUGGCGAUUUCUCACCUACAUGUUCAUGCAUGUCGGGUUGGAGCAGCUGGGCUUCAAUGCUCUCCUGCAGCUCAUGAUCGGCGUGCCCCUGGAGAUGGUGCACGGGGUGCUUCGGAUAGGGUUCCUUUACUUGGCGGGCGUGCUGGCAGGUGAGGCGUUUGCUGAGGUGCUCAGAGAGCCCGGCUUAUUGGGACAGCCCUCUCCAAACCUUUCCUUUCCUCCCACAGGUUCUUUGACCGUCUCCAUCACGGAUAUGCGGGCCCCCGUAGUAGGGGGCUCAGGGGGCGUCUACGCCCUCUGUUCUGCCCAUCUGGCCAACGUUGUCAUGAACUGGGCUGGGAUGCGCUGCCCCUACAAACUGCUGAGGAUGGUGCUGGCGCUGGUGUGCAUGAGCUCAGAGGUGGGCAGAGCUGUUUGGCUCCGUUUCUCCCCGCCCCUGCCUGCCUCAGGCCCUCAGCCCAGCUUCAUGGCCCAUCUGGCGGGCGCCGUCGUGGGCAUCAGCAUGGGCCUGACCAUCCUUCGAAGCUAUGAGGAGAACCUGCAGGACCAGUGUGGCUGGUGGGUGGUAUUGCUCUCCUAUGCCACCUUCCUCCUUUUUGCCAUCUUCUGGAACAUCUUCGCCUACGACCUUCUCGGGGCACAGGUCCUGCCUCCCCCUUAGUACCCCAUGAAAGUGCCAACACCGCCCCUCCGGUGCCACCAUCUGCCAGGCAGCCAGGAUGCGGUUGUUAUUUCUCCCUAUCAACGUGAACCUGACUGAGGUGGAUCUAGUGCCUGGCCUGGUUCUCCAGUAACAAGAACAACCUAAGGUGCCAACUUCCCACUGGAUUCUGGGCUGGGCUGGGCAUGCAGGUGCGUGCAUGUGAUUUUGUGUGCAGGCUAGUCAGGGCACGGCCCCCCUUGGCAGGACCUCCAGGUGUGGGCCUGCAUGUCCACCCUCUACUGAAUGUAUGUUUUAAAGCUGCUUCUCCCAUCCCUGUCCCCUGUGCCCACCUGCCUGGGAAGGGCGGGGCCCUACUGCUCCCCCCACCCCCAAUUUCCCUCAGCUGGCUCUUUUCUCUCCAAUUCUCCCCAGUUGCUGCAGAGACUUCAGCUCUAUGGCCCCAAAAGCUACCGAAUUCAGGGCCUCUCAAGCCUUACGCUGGUCCUGGGCCUAAAUCCUCUUCCGAGUCUCCCUGCCACUAGGGAAGCCGUGGUUUGAGGCUGCCCUGUGGAAGGUAGGAGGGGAUGUGCCUGAAGGAAGUCAGGGGGAGUGACCAGAGGAAAGCACCCAGGGGAGUAAAACAGAGGCUUCACAGCCUCCAGAGCAAAGAGCCAGUUUGAUGGAUUUGCUGUCUGAGCCUUUUUGGAGUAUGAAUAAAUAUUUUACACAGCA